Molecule: messenger RNA, 9593 nt
Organism: Wyeomyia smithii (pitcher-plant mosquito)
Lineage: Eukaryota; Metazoa; Arthropoda; Insecta; Diptera; Culicidae
Product: CLIP domain-containing serine protease B15-like
Exons: 4
Coding region: 16-1176 (386 amino acids)
Biological process (GO): proteolysis
Molecular function (GO): serine-type endopeptidase activity
Source: RefSeq, a predicted model, not a curated record
UCAGUUAACACAACCAUGUUUUGCGAGGAGAGCUCAUUAAUCUGCGCACAAAUGAAAAGUGAAGAAUCAGUACGUGUUGGAGGAUUCUGCAAAGCACACACGCUGGUGAAUAUGUUACGGUGGUCAGCUUUUUUAGUUAUAUUAGCUCUACAAACAGUUAUGAUAGAAGCGGAACUUAAUGAAGAUUGUAUAACCACAUCUCAUCAAAUUGGACAGUGCCGGCUUGUUAAAAACUGCGAAUAUGUUCUAAAUAUAUUGCGUAAUCCAAAUCAGACACCCGAAGAGUUGUAUUUCAUAGAUCAUAACAAAUGCGGAAGUACAACAGCCAAUCCUCGACCAUUACCAUUAAUUUGCUGCCCAUUGUUUUAUAAUGUGGAAAAAUGUGGUAUUUCAAAAAUUAGUACUCGUGUUUUCGGAGGAACCGAAACCAUCUACGGGGAAAUACCAUGGGCUGGAGUGAUUGUUUAUAAAAUAAAUAAAAAACGAUCGUCAGUAAACUGCGGAUGUACUCUAAUUAAUUCAAGAUGGGUAAUAACUGCAGCUCAUUGCUAUAGUAACGUCCCUAGUAGCUGGAAAAUACAUAGUGUACGAUUUAGUGAAUAUAAUACAAAACAACAAUCACCCUGUACCUUCUCGAAUAAUGUGCGACGAUGUAGAGUUGAAUAUGAAGUGAAUGAACUCAUAGUUCAUCCUUCAUAUCAAAGAAAAUCUAUGGAUAUGCAACACGAUAUAGCUUUAAUCAGCACGAAGGAGAACAUUAAAUUUAGUGACUAUGUCAUUCCAAUUUGUUUGCCGUUUGAUGAUAAAAUACGCGAACUACGUAUUGAUAAGCAAAGUUUUACCGUUACCGGAUGGGGACAAACUGAGAAAGAAAACGAAGCUGGCCUGCAACGUCAUGUAACUAUUCCAGGCCGAAAUAACAGUGUUUGUGAUGAAGCAUUCUCGUAUCUCAACAUAAAACUGACAGAACAACAAAUUUGCGCUGGAGGAGAAUCUGGCCAGGAUUCAUGUCGCGGUGAUUCGGGUGGGUCGUUAACAGUGCAGCUGGGACUUGUCAAUUACCUUGUAGGAAUAGUAAGCUUCGGCCCCCAAGAAUGUGGAACUGCAAACCAUCCAGGAAUUUAUACUAACGUAAUGCAAUAUCUCGAUUGGAUUGAAGACAUUUUUAACGAAUAACAAAACUAAUGAUUACAAUGUGAAAAUUUAAAAUAGUGGUUGUUUCGGCUGCCACUAAUGACAAGUCCAUGCCAUUAAAUAUACAUAUUAGCGUGCCUAGAAAAAUUCACUUGAAUUUACACUAACGUCGCUUUUACGUUUUUUUGAGGGCCCACGGCACCAUUCGGAACGCGACUAGCAAAAGCAACACUUAGAUUACUCGUCUAUUAUUGUUCCAGUUGAAAAUCGAAAUAUUGACUCGCGACUUUCGAUUUUUUUGCCUUAUGCCCAAUGCGCAUAAUGUCGCAUCUAGUGCGCGCGCUGUAUAGCGCAUCAGAUAAGCUGAACAGCGCACUAGAUGCGAGAUUAUUCGCAUUGUACAUAUUGUCGAUUGCGGGAGAAAUUAUCUCGCAAGAUGCAUGAAAAACGCAGUAGAAGUGCGCGGGUAAAACCAAUCAUGUUGGUGUCUCUACAAAAAGUGCGCAAAUCCAAUUUCCGCACUUUUCGUAGAAGAUAAUACCGCGAUUAGACGUACCCGCGCACUCCUACAAGAAUUUUUCGCGAGAAAAUUUGUCGCAAUCAACAAUAAGGUAAAAGAUCGAAUGUCGCAAGUCGUUUUUUCGAUUUUCAGCUGGAACGGCAAUAUUAAUAUUCAACACUCCGGCGUGAAAAAUAUCACGCACCUAUCUGAGCGAACACCAGAAGUAACUCGAUUGCUAUGAUUAAAUUUAGGCGCGAAAUACCUUUAUGUUACCAUUGCACAGUGAUAGGAAAAGGCAAUUUGACGAACUUAUAGUUCUUUUGUGUUUAAACGGUUCAUGUUAGCCAAAGACAACGUUCAAAAGAAUUGUUCUCAAAAAUAUAACGGAAAUGGUGAUAAGAAUUUUUUUGAUCAUGGCCUACUAUCAUAAAAAUAAAAUAUCUAACUUUUGAUACAGCGAAGAUACAUGAAUGGUUUCUUUAGCAAAGUUGUAGAACUUUUCACAAUAUGAAACUUUGCAGAAGAUAUUGAAUUUCUAUGACGUCUAUUUACUGAAAUACGAAGCAUAUUCGCUGUCAACCCCCUAAAAUUUAGAUUUUCUAGCAUAACUUUUUAAAUAUUUGUUUCUCAAGAAAAAAUGUUCUAGACAAAAAUGACCAACAUAAAAAUACAGGUUUCUUUCGAAGACAACAUUUUGCUAUAAUCCUUCUAUACUGAGUUAGAGUGUUUUUUCAUUAAAUUAUUUCGUGGAUUUGAAUGCAUAUAGGGGAGAAAGAGGCAAACCGGUACACAUCAUCAAAUAUUUUUUUUAUAGCUUAGACCUUGUAAGUAAUAAAGCUUAGACCUUGGAGCAAUAAACAUUGUUGGAUUUUGAUUUGAAAAUGAUUGAAAAUUUUGGAUAUUGGAUAUUUUUCAAUGAAUUGCAUUGUUGAAUGAUGUAUGUCAAAAUAUUCUAAAAUUCUACGAAGUACUGAAAACAUACUUUGAACCACCAACCUCUAUAUUUAGAGCCGUUUGCGGAAAUGUUUCGGAUUAAUUAUAUUUUGGAUCAUCAUAGAUCUGUUUAGAGUAGAAAUAGGGGAUUUCAGGAAGACAUCUUUUUGCCGUGAAUUUUUGGCAUUUGAAAACUAAAAAAUCCAGUUUAUAGCGGUUUACAAGCAUUCUCAGUCAAUUUAAUAUCGUUAAAUGUAAUAAAUUAAAAAAUAAUCAACUGUAAAUUACUACAGCUUCUUCGCUCAGCAAGCAACGGCCGAAUGGUAAACAGAGCUCAAAACUUGGCAUGGUCAAAAUCUGUCCGCUCUAGUCAGAGAUAAACAUAUUUCGGCCAUGCCUUAAACUACUAUUUCAACUUUUUCCAACUUGUUACAGAAUAAAACUGUUUCUAUGGUAUUUUAUAGAUGUUACUAAAACAAUGAAUUGUUUUAAAAGCAUACCUAUUUGUUACAACAGCUUUUGGAAGAUGACUUAAAUAUUACCACUUCCUUUUGACUUUGGGUUGACUCAGGCAUAGUUUUGAAUAUGUGUAAACUAAUUCCAAAAUAAUGCUAGCAAGAAUCAAUGUUUUACCGUAAACUAUAAUGUAGUAUGAUUCCUAAGUAUAUUAUUUCAAUGAUGCAUCCAUAGUUUUCUAAUAUUCAUUGAAUUUAUCAGAUAAAAUACACCAGCGAAACAAAAAAAAGGUAGCAAUAGGGUCACCAUGCGGCACUAGUGUACAAGUGAUUUAUAACGCAAUUCUCUUUAAAAGUUUACACGGAAUUCUCGAUCAAUAUCGUUCUUACUUGGACGUCUGUCUGUGCUUUUAUUGUUUUCAUAAAAAAUUUAGAUUUUGAAAAAAUACUAACAGAACAAAAUGACAUCUUUAAGUUCAAAGAAACGUAUGUGUACAGUUCAGGCUAAAUAAAAAAUGUCAUUAAAAAAAUAUUUUUAAUUAUUUUGAAUUUAUGUACACAAAAUUUCAAAAUACACACGAAAUUUUAUAUACUUACAAAAAAACCGAAUUAAUCCACCUAGUGGUGAGACCCAGCCUUUCUCAUUCGAACUUAUUAUUUGUUCAAAUAGAAUUACACAACACUCCCAUUUAAAAAAAAACACCUUGAAAGUUUCUGCUGGAUUUAUUUUUCACUUUAAAUAACGAAUUUCUGGUAGCCAACAGCACAAAUAUAACGAACAUUCAAAACCUAACAUUCACACACAUAUGAGCAUACAUUAACACUUACACAUGCAAAUAUCAUGAAAUAAAUAUGUUUCAAAUACAUUACGCGAAAAAUCCACUGCCGACUUAUUCUGUUGCUCACCCCUAGCUACACACCCUGCUGUGCAGGCGUUGUUUAUGCGACUGAAAGGAAUGUCUCAUCACAUACAGGAGAGUCAGCUGACGCUGGUAACUCUUAUAGACCUGUGUGAUCGAGACCAAAGCCAGUCUGAGUCAUACCUGCGAGUGCAACACGACAACGGAAGGUGCUCCGUAGGGCUAAAUUUUUUCGAAUUGAUUUCUAUCUUCAACAACGGCUUCUACAUUCAAGUUUAUUAAAGGCAGACAGUGUGUGCAGCCGGGGAAGCGAAAAAUAAGCGAACUGAAAAUGUGUUUUAGAUUUGGAAAAACAUACCGCAUUCAGACGGGACAUGAACUCGCAGUCUCCCUGACUACUUCACUGGUUGCCGGAAUACUUCCUAAAAUGGCCAAAUUCUGCCUAAUCUGGUUAUAGUACAACAUCAAAUUUGAAAAAUGUUGAGGCCACAUAUUUUGAUCGUUGCUAUAGUUUUAAACAGUCUCCGAGCCACUUUUCUUUCCAUAACUUUUGAACCACAUGCUUAAACAUUAUGAUGGUUUUAAAGACAAGUUCAUUUGGUCCAUUGAAUCCAACUAUGUUCAGAUCGGUUGUGUAGUUUCUGUGGUACCCUAUUAAGUUUUGUGAUUUUUACAAUUGGAUACAUAACGGACAAAGUUAAAGUCCGAUAACAGUGUAAUUAAAUAGGAUUUUAUUGCGCAACUAGAUCUUUUAUUUGAGACUAAUUCAGUGAAAAUCGGUCCAACCAUUCUGAACAAAUUGAGUGAGCUUAAACAGUCUUUGGAAUAUGUUUCUUUUCAAACCGUGAGUUCCUCUUUUAUACUUAAGUUUGAACCACAUGUUAUAUAAUUAGUUAAAGAUUUUCAAGACAGGCCGUUCAUUUGGCACCUUACUUACUUUACUUUUUUGGCUUACGGACCGUUCACCGGUCUAGGGCCGAACGAAUUAGAGAUGUCCAGCUUCUUCUGUCUUGGGCAGUCGUUCGGGGAGACUGUACACCAGCAGAUCGUGCAUCUUCUUCCACCCCACACAUCCACCGCGUGCGAGGCCUACCACGGAGUCGACGGCCUCUCCCUGGUUCUCUAAUGAAGAUAGUUCUGGCGGCUCUCUCGUCAGGCAUCCUGGCUACAUGUCCAGCCCACUGAAGCCUGCCCCGCUGUAUUACCUUCGCUAUAUCAGCAUGUUUGUAUACCUGGUACAACUCGUGAUUCAUUCGUCUGCGCCACACUCCAUCUUCCAGUUUACCGCCAAGUAUCGAUCGCAGAGCUUUACGCUCAAAAACUCCGAGCACUCGUCGAUUGGCUUCCUUCAGCGUCCAUGCUUCAUGUCCGUAAAGGGCCACCGGGAGUAUCAGCGUCUUAUACAGCGCUAGUUUUGUGCGAGUUUGCAAACUACGGGACCUUAGCUGGUUACGCAGACCGUAGAAAGCCUUGUUCGCAGCUGCAACUCGUCGUUUCACUUCACGGCUCAUAUCGUUGUCACAUGUCACAAGCGUACCAAGAUAAACGAAUUCGUCAACCACUUCAAAUCGUUCCCCAUCUAUCUCCACCUCAGCACCAACACCACGGGGACUCCCACGCUCUCUGCCAGCUACCAUGUACUUCGUUUUGGCAGAGUUAAUGACAAGUCCCAAUCUCGCUGCUUCUCUCUUAAAAGGUACGAAGGCCUCAUCCACGGCCUUACGGUUGAUACCGAUGAUAUCGAUGUCGUCCGCAAAGCCAAGAAGCAUGUGAGAUUUCGUGAUGAUCGUGUUGUUUCUUUCGACGUUUGCUCUUCGUACUGCACCCUCAAGAGCGAUGUUAAACAGUAGGUUGGAGAUCCCCCUGCUUCAGUCCAUUCAACGUUACGAACGCGGCUGAUGUCUCGCCAGCUCCGCACGCACGAUUUUGAUCCCUCCAGUGUCAUACGACUCAGCUUUAUUAGUUUCGUAGGGAAACCGUGUUCCAGCAUGAUCUGCCACAGCUCGUUUCUUUUCACUGAGUCGUAUGCCGCCCUGAAGUCCACAAACAGAUGGUGAGUCGAUAAGUUGUACUCCAGGAACUUAUCGAGUAUCUGUCGCAGGGUGAAAAUUUGAUCCGUCGUGGAACGCCCUUGUCGAAAACCAGCUUGGUAUUCGCCAACAAAGGAUUCCGUUAACGGUCUCAAUCUGAAGAACAGGAUACGGGAGAGCACUUUAUAUGCGGAGUUGAGCAACGUUAUCCUCGAUAGUUGCCACAAUCCAAUCGAUGGCCCUUCUUAUAGAUAGGGCAUAUGAGGUCUUCCAACCACUCGUUCGGCAUUUGUUCAUCCACCCAGAUCCUUAGUAUUAUCUGGUGGAUCGCAUAGUACAGCCGCUCGCUUCCCGCUUUUAGAAGUUCGGCCGGGAUACCGUCCUUCCCAGCGGCCUUGCCGUUUUUCAGCUCACUAAUCGCCUUUUUCACCUCCUCCUGUGUUGGUGGCUCCACAGCUUGUUCGUCACUCAUAAUCAUCCUGUUCCUGCUCUGCUCAUCCGGCUCCUCACCGUUCAAUAGCGCCUGAAAAUGCUCUUUCCACCUGGCGGCAACCGUCGGUUUAUCAGUAAGCAGGUUGCCGUCCUUGUCAUUACACAUGACCGGCACCGGGAAAUUCCUGCUUCUGACUCUGUUGACAGUUCUAUAGAAUCUCCGCACAUCGUUUUGAGCAUAGCUGUCCUCUGCGCUGGCGAGCACCUGCUCCUCGUACUCGCGCUUCUUCCGACGGUGGGUUCUAUUUUCAGCAGCUCUUGCCACCCUGUACCUCUCUCUGUUCUGACGCGUAGCCGCAGUGAGCAUGCGGCUCCUGGCACGGUUCUUCUCAUCUGUCGCUCUCUGGCACUCGGCAUCGAACCAGACGUUAGGCUGUCUUCCACGCGUCGUACCUACCACCUCUCUCGCAGUCGUUUCGAUGGCGCCGUGAAUACUGCUCCACAGCCCAUUUAUGUCUUCCACUCCUUCCGUAUUCUGCUGCCACGCCAUCAGCUUUCAACCGCUGAAUGUUGAAACGCGUCGUCCUCUCUGUGCGAGAUUUCAGCACGUUCGACAACCGAUCGAGAACGGAUCUUACAAACGACGAGAUAAUGGUCAGAGUCAAUGUUUGGUCCCCGAAAAGACCUAACAUCAGUAACAUCCGAAAAGUGCCGACCGUCAAUCAGUACGUGAUCGAUCUGGGAGCAGGCUUCCCCAUUUGGAUGCCUCCAGGUGUAUUUCCGAAUAUUCAAACGUGGAAAAUAGGAUCAUUUGGCACCAGUUUUGUUUAAAUUAGUUAUUUAGUUUCUGAGAUAAUGAAAUUUCGUUAUUUUCACAUUUUGAUACAUGCCUAAACUAAAAAUCCGAUUACAAUAAAGUUCACUAGGGUGUUAUGAGGCCACUAAACCUUUCAUUUUUAAAUAAUUUCGUAAAAACCGGUCUAGCCAUUUCUGAGAAAAGUAAGUGAGUUUAAGCAGUCUUUGGUGUAUGCUUUGCUUUUAUAACGUGAUUUGACAUUUUUAUAAAUAACGGACAAAGUUACAAACCAUUUACAAUGAACUCAAAAGCAACCUAUGGGACAACUAGGCCUUUCAUUCGAGACUAAUUUUGUGAAAAUCGGUCCAGCCACCUCUGAGAAAAGUGAGUGAGUUUAAACAGCCUCUGGAAAACAUUUCUGCACAUAACUUUUGAACCAUAUGUUUAAUCUUUAUGAAAUUUAUAAGUGAAGAGCUCUGAAGAUAGCCCGUUCAUUUGACAUCAGACACACAUACAUACAUACAUACAGAAAAUACUCAGUUCGUCGAACUGAGUCGAGUGAUAUACGACAUUCGGCCCUCUGGUGCACUUUCAUACCUUUAGUUUUUUCAGUGAUUGCUACACCUUUCUAGGAGAAAGGCAAAAAGAGUACAAUUUCCCUUGAUUUUUUUUUUGAAACUUGAUAACUUAACGAGAGCGGUGUACGGCCUUCACGUUGACUGUUCAAAUCCAUUUCUUAACUCUAUUAAUCUGUUUGCAGUGCUCUUCAGUUAUUCUUGUACUUUAGAAGCUCAUAGAUUAAAAAAAACGACCACUCGAAACUCUCAGGAAUGAUUCAAAAUUAUGUCAAAAUUUGAUUUGAUUUUGUGAUUUUUUCCCAACAUUUUCAAUGUGCUAUUACAUUACUUUUAAGGAUAGUGUUUUGAACAGUUACUUGUGAAAGAAAAAUCCUCAAAAAACCUAAGAUCUGUGAGAAUUUCAUCAAAAUCGAUGCAAUAUUUCUUAAGAUACCCCUAUUCAACAACAUGAAAACUUCUUUAGAGAAUUGGAAGAAUCGGAAUCUAAACCGAACGAAACUUACUACUUUGCUCAUUUUUGCAAAGCUGUUACUAAUGCGUAUCCAUACUAAAUGUUUUAAAUUAUUAUUCGUAAAAUGCAGAGGCGUUGCGUACCUUAUUUCGGCACAUGUGCACAAACCGUAUUCGAAGUUCUUUUCCGUAAAUAGAGAAGAAAAUCAAACCAAUGUGUUUGACGCUUCAUUAGAAGAGAUCCCGCUGACAUGCUUACUUGUUAUAUAUGUUAUUAUAUUUCAAUAAUUGCAUAUGUUCUGAUAUUGAGGAAUAAAGUACCUGGGAAGUGCACAUGUUGCACAGGCGGACCCGGCGCCACUAGAAAAAUGGCAUUUCGUACAAAAGUUAACUUUCAGGUGUAAAUGGAAAAAAGAGCAGAGGUUUUAAUGUCAUUUCCCAAAAGUGAAAAAGGCGUUUUUUUUGGAAGUGUAGCUGGGAAGUAGUGCUUAACACUUGGAGCCGGAACGUGAAUUUUGACAAAAUCGGUCGAUCAAUAUACUUUGCUAAUGAUAUGACAAUUACACGUGGACUUGAAAAAAUAGUAUGUACGUAUAUUACAUUUUUUAAAGCCGGAAAACACAAUCACAUACCAUUCUCCGGUUGCAUCUGGAUGCAUCGUUCUGCUUCCCAAUUGCCUAAAGCGUCGCAGUUUCCGGUAACGGCAAUCGUUUCAUCUUUCAGCAACUCAUAGUUAACUAAAACACGGAAGUUGUAUUUCCGAUCUCCAGCUGUUUCUAAAGGUUUAGUUUUUUUCACAUUUGAAGAUAAAGAUGUUACGCUAUUAGCAGCGGUAUCUUUUUCUUCGAGGAACCACCAGCGCUGCAUGUUUAGUUGUGCUGAAAAAUAAAAAAAUACUGAAAUCUUAAAGUGUAUGUAUAUGAUACGUGUGUUUUAUUAUUUGAAAAUUUUUAUUUAUCGAAAUUGAUAAUGUUACCAUAUCAAAGCAAAGCCUAGGUGCUACAUUCUGCUAUUGAAACUUAAAAUUUUGCUGUUUAUUAGACACAGACUUCACGGUCAACCAUAAUUGUAUCGGACAAUUGUAGGGUUAGCGGUUACGAGCGUGUCUAUCCCGAGUCUCGGGAUUUGAACGCACAACGAGUAGCUUACUCAAGACCAAUUAGGAAAUGAAUUCCUUAUCAUUUACAUUACAGAACAAUACUCGGUGUUUUCGAAUCAUAUGAAUAUGCAGAAACUUGGAAACAAUAAAUCCUGGUCACUAAUAAAAGAAGAGCAGUGAUUAGGUAAAGAGAUGAUAAAAUUGGCACCCUAAAAUACUGUAAUUGUUUUUAUGCUUAUUUCUAAAAUCAUGCACAAUUCCUUCAACAGGCGGUAAAUUUCCCGUCUCAAGGUUACCAGAUAAUUUGCGUCGAUUCUGUUUUCA